CAUUUUGUGGUGAGUGAGAGAGAGCGAGAGCUCAGAGGAGGAGACAUACCUUCACUAGUGUUGUAAUACAGGACUGCCUGUUCAUAUUCAAUAACUUUUGUUUACGUCAGUAUAAUAUUUAUCAGAUACCAAGGAUCACGUAGAUCCGCCUUAACGGCUCAUUUUGUUCGUUUCCGGUUCGCUAUCGUCGGGUUUCUGUUGGAUCUUUGGUGUCUGGCUAGCGAGCACACAAGUAGCCGCAGCUAGCCGGAUAAAUCUCGUCUUUCUCGGCCCCAAGAGCCCACAACAUACAAAGCAUGGCAUUAAAACGAAUUCACAAGGAGCUGACUGAUUUGGGCAGGGACCCCCCAGCACAGUGCUCUGCAGGACCAGUGGGAGAUGAUUUGUUUCAUUGGCAAGCCACAAUUAUGGGACCUAACGACAGUCCAUAUCAGGGGGGCGUGUUUUUCCUGACUAUUCAUUUUCCUACAGACUAUCCUUUCAAACCACCUAAGGUUGCAUUCACCACAAGAAUUUAUCACCCAAAUAUUAACAGUAAUGGCAGCAUCUGUUUGGAUAUUCUAAGGUCGCAGUGGUCUCCUGCGUUAACUAUCUCUAAAGUUCUAUUGUCCAUCUGCUCACUGUUAUGUGAUCCAAACCCAGAUGAUCCAUUAGUGCCAGAGAUAGCACGUAUCUAUAAAACAGACAAUGAAAAGUACAACAGAAUAGCUCGGGAAUGGACUCAAAAGUACGCCAUGUGAUACCUGAAAAUCAGACCAAUCUGCAGUAUAGCUGGAAAAAAAUGAGACAACUUUUCCCCCUUCCCCUUAAUGAAUCGACGGUUACCGGUGUAUUCAGACCAUAUCAGUUCUGCUUAGUUAUUUUGCCCCCUUCGAUAUCCAUUCACAUGCUGUAAAAAGGACCACAACGUCGUAAAGAUCACCAGCUUUAUGUUCAGAAAAACGCUCGUGUCAAAGAAGCAUGUUUUAAUGACGAGCUCAGAUGUUUUUUUAUUGAGACAAAAGAAAAAAAACGUAAGAGAACAUUGGUCGCUUGUAACUCAUGCCACAGGCUAGAGGUGCUAUUCAAGAAAAUAAAACAACGGUUCUACAGGUGCCAGCGAACAUGGAAAUGUGUUGCCUGGUUGGCCUUCAUGUUUUUUAUAUGCUUUUACAAUAGCAAUGAGAACUAUGGUCUGUGAAAUAUAUUCUUGCUUAUAACUGACUGUUUCUUACCAAAUCAGUCACGUCAUUGUAUCAGCAGUUACGAAAAUAUAUAUUUUGCAUGUUAAUGAAACAACUAAAGUAAUUGGUCUGUGGUCUGCCAAAAAUGAAUAUCUGCAGACGAUGUAAAGCAAAUACACGUCCACUUUUAGAGUCUGAGAACUUAUUUUGUUACCCAUUUUCUCUCCCGUUUUUGAUGUUUUUAGAACUGAGAGCUAUUAGUUAUCUAUCCUCGUAAACACACUGUUCUCUCAUUGCACUGAAUAAAUGUGAUCGAAAGCUCUUGAUGGAUGACCGAUCAACUAAUAGCUCUUCUAGCUGUUGAUUUUUGUUUGCUCAAUAAAGUUGCUAAAGUAUC
This is a messenger RNA of Triplophysa dalaica, 1560 nucleotides long. RefSeq names its product ubiquitin-conjugating enzyme E2D 2 (UBC4/5 homolog, yeast), like (gene ube2d2l). The record is from RefSeq and is a predicted model, not a curated record. The transcript is spliced from 7 exons. Lineage: Eukaryota; Metazoa; Chordata; Actinopteri; Cypriniformes; Nemacheilidae. Gene Ontology annotation, cellular component: nucleus. Bases 297 to 740 code for a protein of 147 amino acids. Gene Ontology annotation, biological process: protein polyubiquitination; ubiquitin-dependent protein catabolic process. Gene Ontology annotation, molecular function: ubiquitin conjugating enzyme activity.